GGAGGUAUUGAGCCGCAAAAGUCGAAUCUGUGAAUAUCUUGCCAACUUUACUGAAGUCCGUUAAAGCUUCAGCUACAGCUCCGGUUUAAACCAAUUACACUAAUGAAGGUGAUUAAAGUCCCGGACUCACCGGACUCAUCUCAGCGGGACUCCGUUUUUCCGCCGUUUAUCUCCGCAGCAUCCAUUCCCCCCCUCCAUCCAUCCCUUCCUCUAUAUCCACUCCUCCAUCCAUUCCUUCCUCCCUCCACCCGUGCCAUGCUCAGGUUCGGAGGAGAAACUCCUCUCUGAGGAGGGUUGUCGUCAGAAACACGAAAAAACUCGCUCCCAGUCGGAUUUCCUCUCGUGUCUUCUCUCGGUGGUGAUCUGUGAGCGUCGGUCCAUCUGGAUAUUUUUUAUUAAUCUUUCGGGGCAAUAUGGAUUCAGGUUUAUUUAUAGGUGCACCUUCACAAGCCGGACGUUUUAAAACUUCAUGCAUCGUCUGCUCCGUGGUCCUCAUCCUUAACUCUCUAAACUUUCAUUCAGUCACUUUUCCAUCAGUCAUCAUUUAUCAUUCAUUAGUUUUUCCUCCGGACCAGAUGUCGGAUGUUUCAGAUUUUUCAUGCUGAGCUUGUUCCUGAUCUGGAUUUACAUCUGGACCCCGAGGAGCAUGCUUUUAUCUGUUCGUGACAUUUUCUGUUUUAAUGACGUUUUUAAUCUGCUGGAUUCUGACUCUUUCCCCUGAGAGAGUGAGCCCUGCUGAGGAGUGAAGAAGGGUUUAAACCUCUCAGCAGAAUUACAAACCAUUAAGAUUCAACCACUUUGGGUUUCAAAUAGACUAUUACGUCUUGAUGAAACUCUUUAUUUAUUAGAAAUGAUUCAGGAUGUCUUGAAGAACCUUCAACAAAUUUGAGACGUCAGAAUCCAGUCUGAGGCUCAGAACGCUUCUUUGUGGGGCUCCUAAAAGUCUGUGGAAGAAGAUCCUGAAGAUCAGCAGGAACCUAAAGAGAGCCAUAACAGGACUGUGUGCAGGUCCAAAUAACAUCAUCAAGGUGCUUGAAGGAAACCAAACCCUGAAGGUCCUGAAGACCUCUCAGAGAUCCUGGUACUGCAGCUGCCCUGUUGGGACCCAGACCCCUGAGGUGCCGAUGGGGACCCUGAGGGACCUUCAGUAUGCCCUUCAAGAGAAGAUUGAGGAGUUGCGGCAGCGUGACGCUCUUAUUGAUGAGCUGGAACUGGAACUGGACCAGAAGGAUGAGUUGAUCCAGCGUCUGCAGAAUGAGUUGGACAAGUACCGCUCUGUGAUCCGGCCAGCCACAGCUCAGCAGGUCCAGGCCCAGCAGCAGAGUCUCGUUCUGCAGCCGGACCAGCACCGUAGCAAGAGGCAGGCCAUCUCUGCUGAACCCACGGCAUGUGACAUCAGUGACCUGUGCCACGUCACGCUGCCUUUCUAUCCCAAGAGCACACAGUCCAAGGAACUGAUAAAGGAUGCCAUCCUAGACAAGGGGAAGGUGGAGGUGACCAAAGAGGAGAUGAAGCUGUGCACCAUGGGACCAGGAAAGGUGUUUGGAGAGCUGGCCAUCCUCUAUAACUGCACCAGGACGGCCACUGUCAGAACCCUGACCCAUGUGAAGCUUUGGGCCAUCGACCGACAGUGUUUCCAGACCAUCAUGAUGAGAACUGGACUCAUCAAACAUGCCGAGUACAUGGAUUUUCUAAAAAGUGUUCCUACAUUCCAGGGUCUUUCAGAGGAAACUCUCAGUAAACUGGCUGAUGUCAUGGAAGAGACUCACUAUGAGGACGGUGAGUACAUUGUCCGACAGGGAGCUCGAGGAGACACUUUCUUCAUCAUUAGCAAGGGGAAGGUAAAUGUAACCAAGGGGGAUUUGGCCAGUCAGGAGCUGAUACACCUGCGGGAGCUUGGCAGAGGAGACUGGUUCGGAGAGCGAGCGUUGCAGGGGGAGGAUUUGAGAACAGCCAACGUUGUUGCUGCUGACACGGUCACCUGCCUCGUCAUUGACAGAGACUCGUUCAAGCAUAUGAUUGGUGGACUGGACGAUGUUUCAAGUAAAGUCUACGAGGAUGCUGAAGCCAAGGCCAGGUACGAGGCAGAAAACGCCUUCUUCUCCAGUCUGAAGCUGAAUGACUUCAACAUCAUUGACACCUUGGGAGUUGGAGGCUUUGGACGCGUUGAGCUGGUGCAGCUGAAGAGCGAAGAGGCCAAAACGUUUGCCAUGAAGAUCCUGAAGAAGCGUUACAUUGUGGACACGCGGCAGCAGGAGCACAUUCGCUCUGAGAAACACAUCAUGACUGAGGCGCACUCAGACUUCAUCGUCAGGUUGUACCGGACCUUUAAAGACAGAAAAUACCUGUAUAUGCUGAUGGAGGCCUGUCUGGGCGGGGAGCUGUGGACCAUUUUGAGGGACAGGGGUUCGUUUGAUGAUUCAACCACCAGGUUCUACACGGGCUGUGUGGUUGAAGCGUUUGCGUACCUGCACGCCAAAGGCAUCAUCUACCGAGACCUGAAACCCGAGAACCUGAUCCUGGACAGCAGAGGAUACGCCAAGUUGGUUGAUUUUGGUUUUGCAAAGAAAAUUGGCUACUGUAAGAAAACGUGGACAUUCUGUGGAACGCCAGAGUACGUCGCUCCAGAGAUCAUCCUCAACAAGGGCCACGAUGUCUCCUCAGAUUACUGGUCCCUGGGCAUCCUGAUGUACGAGCUGCUGACCGGCAGUCCUCCGUUCUCAGGUCCGGAUCCGAUGAAAACCUAUAACAUCAUCUUGAGAGGCAUAGACUUGAUUGAAUUCCCAAAAAAGGUCACCAAGAAUGCAGCUAACCUCAUCAAGAAGCUCUGCAGAGAUAAUCCAUCAGAGAGACUCGGAAACCUGAAGAACGGCGUGAAGGACAUCCAGAAGCACAAGUGGUUUGAAGGUUUUAACUGGGAGGGUCUCAGGAAGGGAACACUGACUCCGCCCAUUAUACCCGAGGUCUCGUCUCAGACUGAUACCAGUAACUUCGACAAUUUCCCAGAGGACACAGAGGAACCACCGCCUGACGAUACCUCUGGAUGGGACUACGACUUUUAGAUCCAGCCUGACUUUCUGUGAUAAGGAUGAAGAUCAAAUGUCUGCAGGUGGAACAGAAAUGGAACAUUUUGAUGCCCAGCUGGACUUGUGUAGAUGAGGAGAUCUGAUCUUAAACUGGCUGUCAAUGGAAAAAGAACUCUGGAUGAUGGGACCGAUCCAGUAGGUCCAUCUGAGGGAUAAGUGACGAAACUGAGCACCGGAUCAUGUCCAUCUUCCAUCCUGAGCUCAGGAUCAGCUCUGUAAACAUCAUCUGGAACCAUGGUGGAAGAUUUUUUUUUAUUCAUAUUGUCAGUGCUGUGGAGGUUUUUGGUGAAGUGGACCCACCAGAAUGCACAGAACUUUUUUAUGCCUUCUGACAACUUUUGGUGUGUUUCUCUAUCAGCAGCUGGACCUUUCUGGGUUUGUUGAUGCCAGAUGAGUGUUCUGAAUCUUCUAGCAGGAACGGAACCGACCAGUUCUUCCUGUUUAACAAAGUUCUUUUUAGUGGUAAAAUAGCAUUUAAUAGAUCCUUCUGCCUUUAAACAUCAUCACUACUUUCAUUGAAUCUACCUAAACGAGAUCAAACCCUGAACAGCUGAAGAAACCUCAAGAUAGAAAUAAGAAAAUAAAUCCCUAAAUACAUUUUAGUAUCUUAUGUACAGAUUUUUGAAAGUUUAGCAAAAAGAUCAAAUUCAGGUUCUUUCAUUUCAUCAGUUGAAUUGGCUGAACACUUUAUCUUAAAGGGACUUUACGGAGUUUUGAUUUUUUAUGCUCGCGAUUGCCCCCUCAGGCCAAAAACUUAACGGCAGCUUCAAUAGUAGGCUCGUGCACGAGGCGUGCAUGCUGUACGUGCACGUCCCUUAACGAAAAUACAGCUGAGACAGUCAGCUCCGUGUGUGAGUGUGUGACAGAGGACAGGAGAACGCGCAGCUAAUUAAUUAAAUAAUUUGGUUCUGUACCUUUCAUUUCAGCACCAUAUGUCGAUGUUCAGCACAGCUGACAAAGGUUUAAGAUGGGUCAGUCCGUCAGCUUCACAGAUCAUUCCCUUCCCUUGCUUGAAAAAUUGUUCCAAAGUGAAAGUUGAACCCACAUCUUUUUUAUCUGUGAAUUCAAAGCCGUUCGGCGAGUCUCAAAUAAAAUUUUGGGCAUCUUACUGUAAAAAAUAUACCAUUAAUGUAAAAAAUAAAAUCUACAUAAAUUACAUUCACAUCAAGAAUCAAACCCGGAUCUUCUGCACGAGAGUCUGACGUCUGAGCUACAGCGCCAGUAACGUCUUUCUUAUCUGUAACUUUUAUAUCCUUGAUGACAGCUGAAACAACGUUCAAAGAACUGUUCGGAGCGAAAAUGGCUACGUUGUUGCUAAUUUGCAGGAAAUAUCUAGAAGAAAGUAGCUAAGGGUCCUCAGAAAUGUAGCUAGGUUCAUCACUAGGCGUUAGGAACAGCGACAAAGUCACUGAGUUGGCACUGCCUCUCUCUCUGCUGCUAGAGCUACUGAUAGCAAAUGCUACGGGCGAUGCCUGAGCGUGAACGCGCAUGAAGCAGCCUGCUCGACCAGAGCAUCUCUUUUUCUGUGAUUUUACAGAAAAACAGGCAAUCACAGUAAAAAUGCCAGGGCUCAUUCUACAGGACCAGGGCAUUGCAGGAGAAUGUAUGAAGAAGAAAUUUAUUAUUUCUAUACAUGUUUUGGCUGUCAAACUUCCAUAAUGCCCCUUUAUGUCUCAAAAUUAAGUGCAAAGGAAAUUAUGCUAAAAAAAAAGAUAAUUUAUCAUAAAAAUGUUAACACAUAAAAGGUUCACCACAGAAUAGUUUGUUCAUUUAAAAAUUUUUAAAAGUAAAAUAAUUUACUGGGAAAGCCUGAAGUGAUUCUGGCUGAGAAACAUGGGAAUGAAAACAGUAAAUCAAACCUUUCAGGGCUUCUUUGUUUUUCUGCGGCUGAGUUUUGUUUUCACUCAUCAGUCACAGAUCACAGGACUUCUCACACAACAACGCUUCAUCAGAGAUUGUGACUCUUAAACCUGCUGCAUCACAAGUGCUACACCUGAAUAAUCAGCCCACUAAAGCCUAGCGUUGUCCAGGACCUCUGGAAUCAAACGUCUCUGGUCCAUGAAACCUGAAUCUCAGAUUAUAGAGGAAGAAAUGGAGUGAACCUCUGCAGAAGGACAGAUGGGACUGAUUCUAGGUUCUGUGUCCGUCAGCCAAACGGAAACUUUGCUUCUCUGUCAAUGGUGUUUGCUUGGUUCUUACAACUCUGUUCUGCCUAUAGGCAGUGCCAUUAUUUCUUCCCAGCAGUUACUUUACAGCGUAUUGAGUGUGAGGGGUUGAGAAGGGUUAGAGUCGGGUUGCUAACCCAUUGCUAGGCCAAAUCUAUCCAUUGCUUUAGCAACCUCAAGCCACCGCCUGGCACCUCCGAUGCUGAUUUUUGGGAGAAACAUCUGUUGCUCUCUCUGUGGCGACUCAACAAGCUAGGCGGAUCCAUGAGACCCCACCCUUGCCUUCUAACAGACAAACAUUUAUGGAUAACCAAUGCUUCCUACAUGCAGAGAUUUGCUCUUCCACACUUUGGUUUUUUAUCAGAUGAAAAGACAGUGAGGCACCGGCUGGUGAUCUGUCUGCUCUAAGAAUUGUGAUCCUGUCAGUGAAUCAAAUUAUUCUGCUGCAGUUUGCACUUUGAGCCACUAGAUGUCACUACACACAACUCACUGGUCCUUUAAUUUCUGAAUCUUCACCUGUCAAUAUGGUUGUGCUAACGUUUGUCUGUUUGUUCUGAACCUUAGAUAUUGCAGUGAUCAUAUACUGAGUGAUCAGAACCAAGUGAACAACAGAGGGAGUUCAAACUGAUUAAAACCUGAUGUACAUAUCAGAUGAGGACUAAACCUCACCUGGAUCUGACUCUGUUUUUAAAACUGCAAUUAACAUAAAAGUUAAAGAUCAAACCAUGGUGCUUCUGCCAUUUGCAUGCUAACUAAGUGAACGUUAAAGUCUGGGACAGACAAGCAGUUUUUCACUUCCUUUUAUAUGUUAAAGUGACACAUCUGGUUGUUUAUGAUGCAUUUUGUGGCAGCUUUUAACAGAGGUGAAGAGUUGUUUUACUUUUGUAUGGAGCUUUUGUAUUAGCUGUCUGAAUUUUCAGUGAUAUUUUUGUAAACUGAUUAGUGCUGUGAAGUCUCAGCAUGAUGACUGUGGUGGCAGUGCUUCAUUUCCACCACCAAAUAGCAGAGCCUGGUGAGUUAGCCUAGCUUGGCAUAAAAACAGAACAUAAGAAUGUUUCUUAAUCCCAUUCAACUGACAGGGUUCUUAGUUUGGUUUGCUGAAAUAAAGAUAAAAACGCAAAGAUGCUA
Molecule: messenger RNA, 6379 nt
Organism: Nothobranchius furzeri (turquoise killifish)
Lineage: Eukaryota; Metazoa; Chordata; Actinopteri; Cyprinodontiformes; Nothobranchiidae
Source: RefSeq, a predicted model, not a curated record